AUGGCUACAUACACUGUAACCUUCCUGUGUGCCUUUUUCCUCUUUGCUGCUCUUCAGGUGCCUUGCGGUGCCAUCUUUGGUUGGUUUGGAGGGGAUGAGAAACCACCCAGCCGGCCCUCUUCCUCUUCCUCUGAUGCAGAUGAGAUUGUUAACAAACAUAAUGAGCUGAGGAGAAGUGUUCAGCCUACUGCUAGCAACAUGCUGAAAAUGUCCUGGAGCAGUGAGGCUGCAGCCAAUGCUCAAAGAUGGGCCAAGACCUGCUCCAUGAAUCACAGCCCUAAAAGCUCUAGAAGGAUCAGCACUAGUGGCUGUGGUGAGAACCUGUACAUGUCCAGCUGGAAGAACAGCUGGAGCAACGCCAUCCAGGCCUGGUAUGACGAGGUGAAGGACUGGCGCUACGGAGUUGGAUCUGUGAACGGAGGAGUGGUUGGACACUACACACAGGUGGUUUGGUACAGGUCUAACAAGAUUGGCUGUGCCAUGGCCUACUGUCCCAACUCCCAGUACAAGUACUUCUACGUCUGCCAGUACUGCCCACCUGGAAACUACCAGUUGGCUCGCCCCUACAAGGCAGGACCCACCUGUGGAGACUGCCCCGACGCUUGCGAAGACAAACUGUGCACCAACCCCUGUCCUCACACCGACAAGUACUCUAACUGUCCAGAGCUGAAGGAGGAGUGGGGCUGCAGCAACUCAGAUGUGGCCUCUUGGUGUCCCGCCUCCUGCAAGUGCACCUCUGAGAUUAUUUAAAUGUCUGUCCACACAGGCUCUGACUCAUCAGUCAAUUUCAAUAAAGAUCUGCAUCAUAUAAGAUUUGGGUUCAUUCUGUGUAUCUUCUUACUCACCACCUCCCAAAAUAUGACC
Messenger RNA from Thunnus maccoyii (southern bluefin tuna), 864 nucleotides. Its product is annotated as cysteine-rich venom protein TEL1-like. The transcript has 8 exons. Gene Ontology annotation, cellular component: extracellular region. The record is from RefSeq and is a predicted model, not a curated record. Lineage: Eukaryota; Metazoa; Chordata; Actinopteri; Scombriformes; Scombridae. Bases 1 to 750 code for a protein of 249 amino acids.